Molecule: messenger RNA, 1658 nt
Organism: Oreochromis aureus
Lineage: Eukaryota; Metazoa; Chordata; Actinopteri; Cichliformes; Cichlidae
Product: gastrula zinc finger protein XlCGF8.2DB-like
Exons: 2
Coding region: 443-1501 (352 amino acids)
Biological process (GO): regulation of transcription by RNA polymerase II
Molecular function (GO): DNA-binding transcription factor activity; RNA polymerase II cis-regulatory region sequence-specific DNA binding
Source: RefSeq, a predicted model, not a curated record
UUCUCCUCGUACACGUCUCUGAAACAUCCAGAGUACAUUCUGUGCUAAUCUCACUGAGCAGGCGUACAGGCACAGCCAAAUGUCUCUAAUCUUUGCCCUAGAAACAAGUCUAAUAUGUAUCUCUGUCUGUAAGCGAGUUUGCAUUGACCCUCAAAAGACUGAAUGCCAACUCUCAUGAGCACAUUUGCAAUGUGUGUAUGAAAAUAAGUAUAAAUACUUAUUUAAUAAAAGCUCACAACAUACCACUAAUAAAAGGCCGGUUAGAAUAAUGUAUUUCCCACAAAUCACUGCCUCUGUUUGUAUCUCUGUCACUGCAGGACCAACGUGGAUCGAGAAGUCAGCGCUCUCAGGAGGCCGACAAUUUUGUUGAAGAAAGAAGUGGAAGAAAAAAAUACAACCGUGGCGAGUUUGGGAAAGAUUUCACUGUGAAAGCUUCCCAAAAAUGCAUCAGGUCAUCCACACAGGAGAGAGACUGUUCAGCUGUGGAGACUGUGGAAAGUUUUUUACCGAGUCUGGAAAGUUAAAAACACACCAACUCAUCCACAGUGGAGAGAGACCGUUCAGCUGUGACGAGUGUGGAAAGUCUUUUACGCAGUCUGGACACUUAAAAACACACCAACUCAUCCACACUGGAGAGAGACCGUUCAGCUGUGGAGACUGUGGAAAGUCUUUUACCGAGUCUGGAAACUUAAAAACACACAAACUCAUCCACACUGGAGAGAGACCGUUCAGCUGUGGAGACUGUGGAAAGUCUUUUACGCAGUCUGGACACUUAAAAAGACACCAAUUGAUCCACAGUGGAGAGAGACCGUUCAGCUGUGAUGAGUGUGGAAAGUCUUUUACCGAGUCUGGAAGCUUAAAAAGACACCAACUAAUCCACACUGGAGAGAGACCGUUCAGCUGUGGAGACUGUGGAAAGUCUUUUACCACGUCUGGACACUUAAAAACACACCAACUGAUCCACAGUGGAAAGAGACCGUUCAGCUGUGGAGACUGUGGAAAGUCUUUUACCGAGUCUGGAAGCUUAAAAAGACACCAACUAAUCCACAGUGGAGAGAGACCGUUCAGCUGUGACGAGUGUGGAAAGUCUUUUACGAGCAUUUCACACUUAAAAUCACAUCAACUCAUCCACAGUGGAGUUAAAGCGUACACCUGUGAUCAGUGUGGCAGAGCUUUUACUCACAGUUACAGCUUACAGAGUCAUCUAGUUACCCACUCUGGAAUUAAGGCGUACAGCUGUGACAUUUGUGGAAAAACUUUCAGCCGGAUAGGGAGCCGAAAUAUUCACCUACGCAUUCACACCAGACAUGAUGUGUACAGCUGUGAUCAGUGUGGUAAACAGUUUACCACAAACACAGAGUUACGACGUCACAUGUUUACCCACACUGAGGAACGACCUUAUAAAUGUGACCUGUGUGAGAAGACUUUUAAAUCUCCACGUUACCUGAGACGACACCAACAGAUCCACACCAGAAAGACUCUACAAGUGCAGUUACUGUGAGAAGCAGAGCGACACAGAUGGAUCAAGUUCUCAACCCUGUCAUCGCUGUGGGAAAGACUUUUGUUGUGACCUUUGUGGAAAAACUUUAAGUCAUUGAAGGACUCUGAAAAUACAUCAACGUAGACACACUGGAGACAAAAUGAACUACUGUAAAGAA